CCUCGCAAAUUUGACGCAGGAACAUCGCAUCGACUUGGGACAUUCAGCAACUCUCACCGGCAUGUCCGACAACGAGUCCAGCGGAAUUCACGAGGACACCGACAAUGACUUUGCAUGCAGGAAGGAUUGCAUCGAUCAGCACAAUACCCCACGAGCUCCUCCUCCGCAUAUCCGAUUACCUUGACGCCGACACCUAUCUGCUAUUCCGGCAAGCAUGUCAACGCAUCUAUAAUGUACUUGGAGACAACAUUGACCGCUGGACGGUGCACACAAAUGGGGACGACACAUUCGUCACCAUCGGCUGCAUGGGCGGGAGACAGCAAGUCGUGCGGUUCGCUCAAACGGGCGACGAUCUGACGGCACCGAAGUUCGAUAGAGAGAUCAGCUCGAUGUCUGAGGUGAACGGGAUAGUUAGCUACAACCGACUGUUUCUCGGUCUGCGGAAGAAGGGACACAGAGCGGUCGCGGGUGGGAUGCCGCUGUACGCUCGGCCGCAGCCGUGGAAUGAGGGUAGGAACUGCAGGAUAGCCUAUUACGAGGUGACCAUUUUGGAAGUUGGCGUGGACGAAUGUGGGAUGGAGGUCGGACUCGGAAGUGAGGAUCAUUCCUUUGAGCAUCCGCCGGGAUCUGUGGGGCGCAGUGUAGGGUAUUGUAGCGAUGACGGGUCGUUGGCCCUUGGGCACAGGGAUGGCGAGCAUUUCCAGUUUGCGGCGAAGUGGGGGAAGGUCGGGGAUGUUGUUGGGUGUGGUUACGUUCAUGUACCCUCGGAAGCAAGCACCGCUGAAGGACAAGCAGCGCGGGCACCAUUCGCCAUGUCGAGAGCGGUCAUCUUCUUCACCCUGAACGGGCAUUGGGUCGGCGACGCACCACACACGAUACACACCACCCCAUUUGACUACCGACAUAACUGGUUCCCAGUCGUUUCGGCAGCCGGACCUUGCCAUGUUGGCGUCAACCUCGGCGAAAUACCCUUCAGAUUCACUUUGGCAAACGAUGCCCUUCGUGGAAUGCAUCGGGAUUUUGUCCGACAGCCGCUGCUCGAUCAGGAAUGCCCAAUGAGGAUGGUUCCCAACUGCCUCCCGAAAGAGGUCGCGGAUUUACCCAUCGUACACAUUAUCCAUGACAUUCAACAAGAUGAAUCGGAAACAUCCGAGCUCAUCACCUUCCCACCUUUACUCACCGAAACCCAAAACCCGAACCCCUGCUCGGCAAUCUCAACAUUCCCAAUCGACCUCUCCCAGGAUUUCCAAUUCACCGUCAAGAUCAUAUCCGCCCCACCCUCAACAAACAUCAACCCAUCCUUUCUCUCCCUGGGCUUCGCACCACACCCCUGCUCUUCGUUCUACCACAUUGGCUGGGAGUACGGCAGCAUUGGGUAUCACACGGACGACGGACGGGUAUACCAGGGUUCAUUCUGCUUUGGGAGACCUGGCACAAGGGGAGUUGUGCCAGCUGUGGAGGCCGGGUCGGUCUUGAUGUGCCGGUAUCGGGCGGACGCUAGGUGCGUCACUUUCAUGCAAGACGGGCUUGAAACGGUAGGAUCUUUCAUACAUAGUUUGGACCCGCUGCAUGUGGCGGUUGCUGCCGGGCCUGGAUGGGCUGUACAAAUCACCUUUGCAAGCAUAGCAUAGUCUUACAAUAGCAGUGCUUGCGGCGUACAGAUAAUUCGUUUCGACGAACGUAGAUACAUAGAUCUCUCGCAGAGGAAUACAUCUCUGAAUCAAGACAA
This is a messenger RNA of Fimicolochytrium jonesii, 1729 nucleotides long. RefSeq lists its product as uncharacterized. Gene Ontology annotation, molecular function: protein binding. Lineage: Eukaryota; Fungi; Chytridiomycota; Chytridiomycetes; Spizellomycetales; Powellomycetaceae. The record is from RefSeq and is a predicted model, not a curated record. Bases 105 to 1631 code for a protein of 508 amino acids. The transcript has a single exon.